GGUGACGGGGUUGGCUUUUGGAGCAGGCGAGACCUAUUAGUCUUCUUCAGCUCACCAACAAACACCAAUCUUUCCAAAUACCCAUUCAAGACGGAUUCUUGAUUCCUCAACUACUGCGAAAAUUUUCAGAAAUUCGUUGGCCAUAGUCAAUUUGAUGAACUGGGUUUUGAUCGAUUUGUAGAAUAACCGCCGCAGCUGAUUGCUGGAUAGAGGAGGAGAAGCCGAGAAGGUUACGGAAAUGCCGGAGGAGGAAUUGGUAGAUAUAAAGUUCAGGUUAUAUGAUGGGUCGGACAUUGGUCCGUUCCGGUACUCUUCAACGUCGACCGUCGAUAUGCUUAAGCAGAGAAUCGUCUCUGACUGGCCCAAAGGUAAGACAAUUGCCCCAAAGGCAGUGAAUGAAGUCAAACUUAUCAGCUCUGGAAAAAUUCUGGAGAAUAGCAAGACUGUUGGUCAGUGUAAAGGACCUUUGGGUGAGGUUGGCGGUGGUGUUGUCGUAAUGCAUGUUGUUGUACAGCCAUCUCUUGCAAAAACUAAAACAGCAGAAAAGAAGAUUGAUGAUUCACCCAGAAAAAUUGUUUGCCAAUGUUCCAUAUUGUGAAGACGAAAAGUGUAGAUUUGAAGAAUUGUUUAUCCUGGUACCAAAGCGUUUGGCAUGGAAACAAUGUUGCCCAGAAUUCCAUGUUUGUUUGUGGAAACAAAAUUCAUGUGUACAAGUAUUUAGGAGUGGAGAGGAUGCUUUUUGUUUUUCAAAUUGCUCCAUUUCUUCUGUGUUUCAGUUGUUUUCAAAUGUUUGAAACAUUUGUAAAGCUGUAUAGACUACAUCACAUGUCAAAGACAAAUCCCCAUCAAAAUUUAGGGAGAAAAUGCCUGUGUAAAAGCCUAUGUAUUAACGAUGAAUUUGUUGGUUGCAUGUAAUGUAUUUUACUUUUUGUUUCU
Molecule: messenger RNA, 936 nt
Organism: Rubroshorea leprosula
Lineage: Eukaryota; Viridiplantae; Streptophyta; Magnoliopsida; Malvales; Dipterocarpaceae
Source: the annotation of a GenBank genome assembly